CAACUUGACACAAGAUAGCGGUCAUAAUUCUUUAGCGAACAACUUCAAUCUUCAAUGCAAAGAACAGCGAAGCGUCCUUGGUUACAGAAAUCCUAUAAAGAUAAAUGACAGAAAAUGUAAAUUUACAAGUUUGACAGCUAUUAACAAGCCCAGAACAAAACUAUAAAUGAAUACAGUACUACAAGGAAGGCGUUAUUGUGUAAUUGAGCUACCUAUGCAAUCACCAUGGCAACGAAAACUACAACCAAAGAGAACCAGUCAUCGCGGGAGAAGAAUCAGAUUGCAUCUCUUAGAGAACCAUCUUACCCAACACAACGAAUGACGCAAUCUGUAAAGAAAACAGCUGUUGUGAAUCCAGUAACAAACGAACAAUAUCAUACCAGAAAAAUGAAGACCAAGAUGAGUCAAUGGACACCGGUUCUGCACAAGCCAUCUAAUGAACAAAUUUUUGUUGAAAGACGAGAUCUGGUAGCUCAUUGGUUUGAUCUUUGGACAGACUCACAGCGAAAAAGAUUUUUCAACUACCUUUUACAUCGAUCAAAGAAAUCACAACUCUCAUUUAUUCAACACUGGUUUCAAGAGCGUGUACCUGUCCGACACUUGGAUUUUACUACCGUUUUACCAAAGUUCUUAUCCCUUUAUAUACUGUCGUACCUGGAUCCAAGAAGUCUAUGCAGGGCUAGUGUAGUGUCUUGGCAUUGGAAGUUUCUAACUGAGCAGGAUGAUCUAUGGCGUCCAAAGUGUGUCAAGUUUGGUUGGUACUUGCCCUACUCGCCCAGCAACAAUGAGUUUGGAGCCUGGAAGCGACACUACAUCCACUGUCUACUAACACUGGAUGUUGUACAGAAUGCUGAUAAGUCAGUUUUAUAUGGUAAGCUGGGAGAUGGAACAGAACAAGAAUUAGCUGCAUCGAAGCAAAAACAUCGCAGAACACGAUCAACAGUACUUCAGACAAGCAGCAUGAGCAAUCGUCCACCAUGGCUUGAUCCCGACCCUAAGCCAUUUGAUUUGCAACAAUCCUACAAUGCCAUGGUUACGUCUGUCAAUCCCAAUGAUCCUUCCAUGCCAACACAUGCUUAUUUGCAUACGGGUCGAUGGGGUGUGUCAAGUAGCAAAGGUCAUUCUAGAUCAUGGACUGAGCCCUCUCGGAAGUUUGAAUAUGGUCUUGAGGGUGGAGAUCGAAAGGACAAACACAGGGCCUUAACGAAUGGAGAUGAGCAUGAUGUGAAACAGCAAUCACUUCGGGGGACGCUGUCCGAGAGCAUGAUGCAAGAGUCAUUAAGACCAGACAUUGCUGGUGUGUACGAGCAGUCUUGGUCAAGUCCAGUCAAACGUCCAGCAUCACGGAGAAAAGAUUUGUCUGGUGGUGGAGACUACUCAUCAAAGAUGUCAUCAUCAGGUGUUACCAUGGAAACUAAUCUGCAGAAUCAGAGUUAUCCCAGUCACCCAAAUCCAAGAGUCAUCCUUAUCUCUUCCAGUGUCCCUGCAAGAGAGGUUCUUGUGAGUGCAGUGUUGUUUGGAGUUAUUCCGGUUGUUUAUAACUACGAUGGAAUGACCUUAGAAGCUUUACUUCAGCAGGUUGAGGAAACCCUUAAAGGGCGGCAUGCAAAGAGCAUUGGUCUGUUUGUUGAUGGAGCUCCUGGACAGUUGAGACUAGUCCAUCACAUGACAUCAUCCUUGACAACUGUGGAGCAUCCUGAGGUUCGUCAGUUCUGGGAAGUUCUCUGCACUUGGACACUACCAGCUUCCCUUGGUGGCCACAUCGACAUUUUUCCACCCCUGGCUGCAAGUGAGCCUGGACUUAACCUUCUUCAGCAGCUUAUGGCCCUAACCGGAAUGACGUUUGCUUCCCCAACUGGAGUAUCUGGACCGAUAUACUCACGAGUUCUGAGUGAAUGGUCUGAAUCAUUUGGUGGUGUCUCACCUCCAACUCUUUACUUCAAUACAACUCGGCUUGCAGAGUGGAUAAGCAUGGCAGAGCAUGUUACUGAGGCAACCAUUGUGAGCAGACAAUUAGUGAAGAAUUACUUCAAUCAAGAGAGCUCAGACAUGAUUGACAGGGUGACAGGAGAUUUAGUUUACAGUGCAAUGGGAUUAGAUGAACUGCAGAGCAUCAGAAAUGUGGCACCAAUCAUUAACGAGGGACUCAAAGAAAUGGCCAAUCAAAAAGCUGACAAUCAACUGGAGUUUUUGAUCAGAUUUUUACAAGAAAGUUUACCUGAAUCAUCCAAAAUUGCAAAAGUUUCCAAGUCAAGACCAGACACCUUAAGAAGCAACUCACCUGUUGCUAAACCUGAAACAAAAGUGCUCUCAGAGACUAUGCUUGAGAAUGAUUCUGAUAUUGAAGAAGAGAUAGCAUCAGACAUUGAGGAGCUGUUAUCAAUUGGAAACACAUUGACGACCGAGAAGGUGCAACUAACUGUGAGUCAGCCUGGCCUAACAGAUGCUCACUUACAACUACAACCCAGUACAGCUUCAUCAACAAAGUCAUUUGUGAAAAUUAAUGGCACACAAAAUGGCGAAACAGAAUACCAACCGGAAAUGAGGACCCAAAUAGCGCAAGAAAUUCUACACACCGAGCAAACCUAUCGAAAUCUACUAAAAAUAGUUAAAGAUGUUUAUGUAAGACCAUUACAAGCAGCAUUGCAGACGAACCAUGCAAUCAUCAACCAGCCUAAUCUCCAAAUGAUUUUCUCAGAUAUAAUUAAUAUUCUUAAGGUUACAAGUGAUUUUCUUUCUGACCUCAAAUCCCGAUUGGAUGAAUGGGGACCUCAUCAGUGUCUUGGAGACUCCUUUGUGAAGAUGCAGUCAAAGCUUAAGACCUACACGAACUUUCACAACAACUAUCCUAUUGUGCUUGCUACAAUAGAAAAGUGUCGUGAACAGCAUCCUGCAUUUCGAUCAUUCUUAAGACGACAUGAUAAAACACCAGAGACAAAGAUGCUGAGCUUGCAAGAUCUUCUGUUAGUGCCGACACGCAGGAUUCAAGAGUACGUACGGCUCCUGUCUGCUUUAGAGCUCCAUACCUCACCAGACCAUGCUGACCGUUCUGAUAUCGCCCAAGCAAUUGAAACUUUUCAGAAACUGCAGAAAUUUGUUGAUGAGUGUAAGCGUCGUUGUGAGAGGGAGCACCGGCUGAUAUUUCUACAAAAGAGAAUUCUCAAGUGUCCAAACCUACUGGAAUCCAAUCGAUUCCUCAUUCGAGAAGACAUCGUAGCUCACUUGAAACCACCUCCAAAUGAUCUUAGACCAGACUUAAGAAUUUAUCAACACAUUGAGAACUUGGGAGUGUUCCUGUUUAAUGAUGCUCUGGUUGUUACGAUAACAACAAAUAAGCCGUAUCCAUAUGAGCGUUGUGUUGAAGUCAAGUAUAGUUUCCUGGCAUCUCUUGCACUCACCAAACUCAAAGUACUGGAUUUACCAGAUACCAAGUUUAACCAGAAUGUAUUUUCCAUGACAACUCCAAAACGGAAGUGGAUUUGUUCUGCCAGCAACUAUAGCAACAAACUGGCCAUUAUUUCAUCUCUAGAGGGGGCUAUAACAGCUGCCAUGGAGGUUGACUAAGGCCUCUAAAAUUAAAUCCAUUUUUUUACUUUCAUGUGCUAUGUUUUGUGAAUGAAAAAAACUCCUGAACAAAGUUACAAAAUUUAUGCAUUUAAUGUUCUUAAAUAGAACAAUUUGUACUAUGGUGUUAUUGAUACAUAUUUAAGUAAUUACCAUAUAUACUCGCAUGUAAGUCGAUCUGCGUAUAAGAUGACCUUGAGUUUGAGAAGAUUUUUGGAUGAUUUGUGUAUUCUGGGCGUACAAGAUGACCCCCCCCCCCUGUUUUUUAUGGUCUUUAUACACCUAACUGACUAAAAACGCGGCUAAAUGUAGGGCCAAUCUUCUAUAUAAUACAUUUUUAUGGGAUUUUAUACACCAAAAACUUAUUCCCUCGCAUUAUAUUGCCUUCAUUCAACAGUUAGUAGCUUCAUUUCAGUAGUAAAUUUGUGUGUUACCGACGAUCCGCACAUGAGGCGAACAUGAGUUAAUAAAAAAUGUGUAUGUGUUGCGCGUAUAAGGCAACCCUCCCCCGUUUUUUUAUUGUAAUUUGUAAUUUCAAGUUCUGUCUUAUACAUGAGAAUAUAUGGUACCAAAACUCCCUCCAAAUUUUAAAUAUUAAUAGCACCAAUCACCAUCUUGAUGUUAGUAAGCUUUUAUAGAACAAACAUCAUUUUUAAACUUAUUAAUUGAGUGUUUUUUCAUAAAAUAGAUAAACUGAUUAUUGAAUAUUUAAACAAUAUUGUAAGUAAUAUUUAACCAAAGUAAUUUUUGAUGAACAAAUAGUAAUGUAAAAUGUGUAAUAUAUAACCAAAAUUGUAAAUAGCUUUUUCAAAAGUCUUCUUCAGUAUUUUUGUAUGCAUAGAUAUUCUAUAGUAUUUUUUAUUAUUGAAAAAUGACAUAUGCAAGUGCUCACUAUUAUAUAUGUAUGUAAAAUAGUUCUAGAUUUGUGUAGCAAGUUGUGUGCUGACUAGGCUGAUAAGUUACAGGGUUGGACUGAAAGCCUUUUGGACUAAUAUCUUUUUUAAUUCUUUCAAUUUUAUUACCAAUACCAAGGAGUGCUUUUUAAAAAUAUAUAUGACAAUAGGAUGUUAAUUAAAACAUAUUUGUAUUCUCUUUAUCAACUUCNNCUCCCCCCCCCCCCCCCUUAGUUCUCUACAAUUGUGAAAAAAUGUAAGACAUUACAUUGAGGUAAAGAUAUCUAAUCAAAUUUAAUAAUAAUGAUACAGUUGAUUGUGUUAAUAAUGAAUAGUAUCUUAAAAUGAGAUUUAUUGAAUAGUUUAGGGUUGAACUCAGUAAGCAAUAUACUGUUCAAAUAUUUUUUUUAAGCAUCGUGUUAAAAUGUGUAAUAUAUAUUCUUUACACCCUACAUAAUAAUUGGGAUCAAUCACAAUGAUGAUAACAUGAAUUAAUUUAUUUUUUAUCAAUGUUUAUUAUGAUGUAACACAAAUGAAACCUAGUACAAAUCGCUUUGAUCAUGUUUCAAAAUGUUGGACAUUAGAUGUACAGUUAGCAGUACAGAAUAUAUUGUAUAUUCAUUUAAUAUUUAUUUAUUAGAAAUCUAAAGACAGACACUCACUGCAUCCGGCGGUUGUCGGCCCUCGCGAUUCUAUUGAGAGCGUAAGGCCACGACGGGCGCGCAACAGGUCGUUUUUAAUGACAAUUCGUUCAGACUGCCACCGAAAAUUAGCAGGCGGUGUUGCGUCGUCUAGCGCUCACAGGAAGCAGAGUUGGAUUCCUCGGCUUACGGUCGUACAACCGUCAUAACGCUGUGAGUGACCGGCUUAAAGAGCAACCAAAGAGGUGUCCAGUGGACCACCCCAAAAGCUGAGAAUUCAAAGCUAAGAUUUUGCAUACUGCCCAAAGUAAUACAUAUAAAAUAAAAGUCUUAAAAUAUAGUAGACUAGGCCUGUACAAGAUCAUAAAAACAAUCCAUAAAAUAUGAGUCAGUCAAGUUUCAUGGUAUACAAUUGUUGCUCCAUGUGCCAGUUUAUAAGUUGGUAUGACGAUUGAGUACAAAUGGCAUACCUAUUCACGUGUCUUCUACAAAAACGUAGUACCCCCAUGUGCCUCCCCUCACUAGAAAUUUGCUGAGAAAAAAAAAUUCAGUACAGCAUUUGAAAAUUACCUCUUAUCCCUUAAUUAUUUCAGCUACCUCAAAAUUCUUGCACACCUUCCCUUUAGCUUAUAUAUGUUAAUAACCCUAGGUAUGCCACUGUUAAGUAAUGAUAGGUUGUGCUUAUAGGUAGCAACAACAUUUAAUCUAUAAGGAGUGGUAUCGACUGUGAAGCAGUAACUUUACACCAAUGACCAAAGAUGUUAUUUAAGAACAAACAAUUGCAUUAAAUAAGUUAAUAAAAACUUGUGGAGACAACUGUUUAAUACUGGCCAAGGAGUAACGGUCGUCGUAGUAUCCAUAUAAAGAGAGCAGUUGACAAUUGUUUGAAAAACGGAAAAAUAGUAUUAAUACACAACAGCUUAAUCACUUAUAACCCCUAAAGACAUAUAAAUCAAUUGUUGGUUAAAACGAAUAAAAUAAAAUAAAGUAUAUUACAGUACCUAGAAUUGGACAUUCAAAUAAGCUUACAUUAUUUUAAAUACUGUGUAUUGUUUUUUAUUUUAUUUCAAUAUAGGCCUAAUAGUAUUAUUGUUUGUAUAUUAUUAUUUUUAUUAAUUGAUAUAGCUAUCUAUAUUCGCUUUGCAUCGGUUUAUAAUUAAUGGUGCUCCUUCGUGUGAAUUUAAUUUCAGUAAUUACAGUGUUAAUUUAUAAUUAUGAUCUUCUUUUUCUUUGUUUUUACUUGUGUACCCUCAUAAAUCUUGCUGUGAUGUUGUGUGGUUUAAUAUUUAAUUGCUUGUGGUUUAAUUAUAUUGAAGAGUAUUAUAAUAUGUGCAUUCCUUUUACUUUUUUCUUUUGCAGUAGCCUGGGGGAUGUGUCAAUGUUAAUAUGAUUUCAACCUCGGUGUUUAUGUUUUUCAUGAUUUAUAGUCUGUUGCGUUUAUAAUAUUUCGUUUGGAACAUUUAAUUAACUAGUAAAGUUCAUUAAGUAUUGUUAACAUGUAGUGUGCUCUUUUCCCUUGUAAUGUUAAUAUAGACUAAUGCGGCUAUACGAUUUAUUUUCGUCCUUAACAAUUUGUGGAAUUAUUUAAAAAGUAUACAAAAUUUGUUGUAAUCGCUGAAUAUGGAAUGACUAUGCGUAAUGUGUUCUUGAUAUAAUGAGAUUGUCGUAAGCCUACAAAUAAAAAUAAGCUGAUAAAUUUUCAUUUUCAUUUGCUGAGCAAGAUACUUAUAUUGGUUAGGUCUACCAGGGACUGGGCCUACUAAAUGACGAAUAAAUAAUGUUACGUAAGCCUACCUGUUACAAAUGAGAUAAAGUUUAGUAUUGGAGUAUGCAACGCCCUCUUGCGGUGAUGCAUCGGAACAAAUUGCACUACUGGAUAUUGCAUUACCUUCAUUACUUUAGGCCUUACCUAUUUAUGUUUUUCUCUGCAAGAUACACUAUAUACUUUUUUUCUGUGUAUGCGUUGAUUUUUUUUUCUUUCAAUGGUAGGCCUACUACCAUUGUCUCAUCCAUGAUUUGUCUCGCUUUUUGAAAUAAAAUGGAUUCAUAACUUUGUAAA
Anneissia japonica is the source of this 7157-nucleotide messenger RNA. RefSeq names its product epithelial cell-transforming sequence 2 oncogene-like. The transcript has 22 exons. Lineage: Eukaryota; Metazoa; Echinodermata; Crinoidea; Comatulida; Comatulidae. Gene Ontology annotation, molecular function: protein binding; guanyl-nucleotide exchange factor activity. The coding region runs from base 226 to 3564 and encodes 1112 amino acids. The record is from RefSeq and is a predicted model, not a curated record.